Molecule: messenger RNA, 2364 nt
Organism: Myotis brandtii (Brandt's bat)
Lineage: Eukaryota; Metazoa; Chordata; Mammalia; Chiroptera; Vespertilionidae
Gene: TRMT10A
Product: tRNA methyltransferase 10A
Exons: 9
Coding region: 330-1343 (337 amino acids)
Biological process (GO): tRNA N1-guanine methylation
Cellular component (GO): nucleus; nucleoplasm; cytosol
Molecular function (GO): tRNA binding
Source: RefSeq, a predicted model, not a curated record
GCUGCGGGUCCGGAGUUGGCGCAGUUACAUGACGUCAGGCGUCGCCGCCGAAGCCGCCUACGUGCAGCUGCCAUCCCUGCCUCUGGGAGUUGAAGUUUCCGAAGGAGGCCUCGUGAGGGUACCAAGACCACUCCAGAAGGGCUUUCUGCGCGUGCUCUCAGGUUCCCCGGAAACCCCUCGGCUCGAAUCCCGUUCUGAAAUAUUUGCGGCACAGGGUUGGAUGAAUGAAUAUGUACUGCAUGUGAAGCAGGAAUGCAAAGCUCUGCCACGGAGCUUAUAAACUGGACAAAACCGAAAUAGGAAAGCAGGCAUACCUGAGGCAUCAAAUAAUGUCAUCUGAAAUGGUGCCAGCAAUUAUUGAGACUUCUAAUGUUGAAAGAAAGCAAGACUUAAGUGAAGAUCAAGAGGAAAGUCAGAAGCCAAGAUUAGAUGAAGAGUUUGAACCAAUAUCUAAACGACAAAUGAAAAAGCUAAUAAAACAGAAACAAUGGGAAGAACAACGAGAACUCCGCAAUUAUUUCAAUACUGAUUUUAGACAAAAGAGGAAGGAAAAACGCAAGAGAAAACAAUUGGAGCGGCAGUGUCAACUGGAAUCAAACUCAGAUGGAAAUGAUAGAAAACGUAUUCGAAGAGAUGUUGUUCACAGCACACUUCGCCUUAUCAUUGACUGUAGUUUUGACAGCUUGAUGGUAUUAAAGGACAUUAAGAAACUUCAUAAGCAGAUUCAACGAUGUUAUGCAGAAAAUCGACGAGCACUGCAUCCUGUGCAGUUUUACUUGACAAGCCAUGGAGGCCAGUUGAAAAAGAACAUGGAUGAAAAUGACAAAGGAUGGGUCAACUGGAAGGAUAUCCACAUUAAACCAGAACACUAUAUUGAAUUCAUAAAGAAAGAAGAUCUGAUUUAUCUUACAUCAGAUUCACCUAAUGUACUGAAGGAAUUAGAUGAAUCAAAGGCUUAUGUGAUUGGAGGAUUAGUAGAUCACAACCAUCAAAAGGGACUCACAUAUAAACAAGCAUCAGAUCAUGGAAUUGAUCAUGCACAGCUACCCCUUGGAAAUUUUGUGAAGAUGAAUAGUAGAAAAGUUUUGGCAAUUAAUCAUGUGUUUGAGAUUAUUCUGGAAUACCUGGAAACAAGAGACUGGCAAGAAGCAUUUUUUACUGUCUUACCUCAAAGGAAAGGAGCUGUUCCCACAGACAAAACCUGUGAAAGUUCUUUGCAUGACAAGACGUCUGCUAGGGUUGAAGGUGGAUUGGACAGUGAUUCCAGUGAGGAAGAAACUAGCAGAAAUGAACUAGAUUCACCACAUGAAGAAGAAAAGCAGGAUAAAGAAAAUAGCACUUAAUCUACAGUGCACUCUACACCAUAGGAAUGUCAUCUGGGUUUUUUUGUGUGUGUGCAUUUUUUUUUUCUGGUUAAGGAAAAACUAGGAGAAAAUGAGGUGCUUCAUAGAAUAUUCAAAUUGGAAGAAAAUUUUAUUUUUUGUUAUUUCUGUUGUGAAUAUUAUAGAGUGGAUAAACUUAUAGAGUGGAUAAAAAGUCCUUCUAAGAAAGUACUUUUUGUUUUUGUAUAAGAUUUAAAAAAGAUGUAAUUUUUAAAAAUAGUUUUCUAAGCCUCAAAUAAGUUUUUUUGAGGAUUUUACUUUAAUAGUAAAUCUUCAUUCUCUUAUUUACUGGGUUGUAUUAUUCAGAAUGUGCCUUCUGAUCCUUUAGUUUUAUUAUUUUAUGUUUAUAUCAAUGUCUUUCUGAUUUAUGCCUAUUUGUGGAAGCAGAUAUUCACAAAUUUCCUGUAAGUGCACCAUUUUCAGUAUGGGAAAUGUAUUUGCAACUUUUAUAUUCAACUUAAUAACUUCAAGGGAAUAUUGUGAUUUUAGGAAAAAGUAUCUGAUCGAUAUACUCUACAAUUUAUUUCUUUUGUACUAUGGACUUGUCUCUAUUUCUGCCUCUUGGUGGUUCUAAUGUAAUCACUGAAGAAUUAAUCUAAUAUAUUUUUAUUUUAUUUUUUUAAUAUAUUUUUUAAUUCAAACAAUGGUGGUAAAUUAUUUCAAUUACAAACUUAAUUUUUCAGGCUAGACUAUAUUAAAAGGCCAUUGAAGGAUCAAUUUUAUCUUUACUUAAAAAGAAAUAGCUCUCAGCAGCUAUCUUUUCGUUCCAUAUAAACUUUUUAAAGUUUUUUUGAAAAUCGGUUGAUUUUUAAAGUAAAUAAAUUUAUAUGUGCAUCUGCCUACUAUCAUAAGCAAGCUAAUGUAAAUGUAUAUUUCUGUAACUAAUAUAAGCAUGUAUGAAAAUAUUCAUAUACUGUAUGUACAUGUUUGUCCACAUCAUGUAUGAUUCCUAUUUAACGAUAAACAGGAUUGAGUUGCCAUA